UCCUCUCUGCCCACCCAACCUCGCGUGCGUCGGUAUGGUUCUGGUUAUGAUGUAAGAGGGGUGUACUGGUGCAACCCUCUCGGCCUCCACCAAUGGAAAUAUGGGCUGGGCUCGACACCCAUCUUUUGGAGUCUUGCUAUAAAAUGCACCAAUCAGGUCCUCCCCUUCUAUUCAUUGACUUCGACCAUCGUUCUCUCCUUUAGGUGCUGUUUCAAAUACUUGACAGUCGAGUCAUCAUGAGCGCCAGGAAUGACAGCAAGUCUUACAUGGUUCAGAUGAAUGGGAAUGGAGUCCACAACAACAACAGCAAGCAGCUGAAUGGAAGUGGGCUCAACGGGAAGGCCGUCCACCACGUCAGCAUCCAUGGAAGUCUUUAUCCAGUCAAGUCCAAGAGCCGCAGAGAGCGAUGGGAAGUGAAGCCAUCCGUCAUGGCCAACAACACCUUCAAUCCCAUACGAGCAAUCGUGGAUGGAAUGAAACUCUCCCCGAAUCCCGAUAAACCCAUGAUCGCGCUUUCUAUAGGGGAUCCGACGGUCUUUGGAAACCUUCCUACAGACGACGCAGUGCUAAAAGCCAUGAAAGACGCGAUCGAUUUGCAACAAUACAACGGCUACGCUCCUUCUGUCGGAUACUUAAAGAGCAGACAAGCUGUGGCCAACUUUUAUAGCUGCCCUGAAGCUCCCCUGGAGGCAGAGGAUGUCAUUUUGACCAGUGGCUGUAGUCAGGCCAUUGACCUGGCUAUCAGUGUCCUGUGUAACCCCGGAGACAACAUCGUGGUUCCAUGUCCAGGCUUCUCUUUAUAUAAGACCUUGGCCGUUUCCCUGGGCAUCGAGGUCAGACUGUACAACCUGCUGCCAGAGAAGUCAUGGGAGGUGGACCUGCAACACUUGGAGAGCCUGAUGGAUGACAGGACAUCCUGUCUGAUUGUCACAAAUCCGUCCAACCCGUGUGGCUCUGUCUUUACUAAAGACCACAUACAGAAGAUCCUCACAGUGGCCUCCAGAAACCGUGUGCCGAUCCUGGCAGAUGAAAUCUACAGCAACAUGGUUUUCCCGGGUUGUGAUUGUCCUUCCCUGCCGUCCCUCAGCAGCGAUGUUCCCAUUAUUUCUUGUGGCGGCUUGGCUAAACGCUGGCUUGUCCCCGGUUGGAGGUUGGGAUGGGUCCUCAUCCACGACAGGAACAACAUCUUUGGGCCUGAGAUUCGACAAGGCCUGGUCAAACUGAGCCAACGUAUUCUCGGAGCCUGUACCAUUGUCCAGGGUGCCCUGGAAGGAAUCCUCAACAACACACGUCAACGCUUCUACGACGACACUGUUCGAUUCCUCAAGUCCAACGCUGAGAUUUGUUUUAACGAGUUGUCCACAGUGCCGGGAUUGAACCCCAUCAUGCCCUCAGGAGCCAUGUACUUGAUGGUUGGGAUCGACAUGGAUCGCUUCCCAGAUUUCCACAAUGACGUGGACUUCACUGAACAGAUGGUGACCGAGCAGUCCGUUUUCUGUCUUCCCGCCACGGCGUUUGAAUAUCCCAACUUCUUCCGCAUCGUGGUGACCGUGCCGGAGCAGAUGAUGGUGGAAGCGUGCAGUCGGAUCAGGGAGUUUUGCCAGCGCCACUAUCGGCCCGGCAGCCGUAACAGUAACGACCUGGACCAAUGAUGCAGCAGUGCCAUGCCAUGGAAAUGUAUCCCACAUACUGAGCAGGAAUCAAAGUUUGACCAGCAUUUGACUUUCAAAAGUUAUCGUACAGACCUCUUGUUAUCGUACUUGUUUGCAGCUUUUCCAGUUUUCCACUGAGGGUGUAAUUUGUCUUUUAAAUGGCUAAACCCUAUAUGUAUAUAACGUAUCCGAGUAUGCGCCUUAUAUUUUAUAACCUUGUCUUUUGUAUAUUUAUCUAAUUGUUGUACUUCUUUCAUAUAACCACGUCUUCCAUAAGUUUAGGAUCGCAGACCAUCCGUACUUACUGUGCUUUCUUGCGGGUCGCUACAAUGGCUGUGUCUCAAGUGGCGCACUUGCGUACUUUCCCCCUUUUGAGUGCGUAAGUGCAUUCACACUGAGAAGUGCACCAGGAUGAUGCACUCAGAACACUCACAAUGCUGAGUGUACAUUGAUGCACACUUAUCCCCCUCAGGGGACACCAUCUUGGCAAUGUCGGGAAGGGGAGGAAGGGGAGGGAUGAACUUGAGUGGUUGCAAAUUCACCAAAAAAGAAGGGGAAGUAUUCCAUUUAAGACACAGCCAGUGGGUGUGUAUCAUUGAGCAGGUGUAUAUGCAUCGAGCUUCACAAUCAGUGCAAGCGAUUACAUCAUUGAAUCUUUUUCUAAAACACAUCUUACUGAUCCUCUUUAUACUUUCGGCUAGAAAAUGUCUCCAGAAAGACUGCCUUGUUUUUUUUUUUUUUUUUUUUUUUUACAUGAAUAAAAUGAUCAUUCCCA
This is a messenger RNA of Dunckerocampus dactyliophorus (ringed pipefish), 2427 nucleotides long. It is a transcript of the gene tat, whose product is annotated as tyrosine aminotransferase. Lineage: Eukaryota; Metazoa; Chordata; Actinopteri; Syngnathiformes; Syngnathidae. Gene Ontology annotation, biological process: aromatic amino acid metabolic process; biosynthetic process. The coding region runs from base 237 to 1652 and encodes 471 amino acids. The record is from RefSeq and is a predicted model, not a curated record. The transcript is spliced from 12 exons. Gene Ontology annotation, molecular function: L-tyrosine:2-oxoglutarate transaminase activity; pyridoxal phosphate binding.